CAUAUAUCUCAUUCAUCCUUUCUUUUUUCAUUUUCCCAUAAUAUAUUUUUAUUUUUUCAUAAUGGCUGGUCGUAAUUUUGGUCGUUUGUACCGUUUUUCUUCUGCCAACCGUCCCCUAGCUCCCAGCGCGGCCAAUACUUCAGGCCAAGAUUCGGCUCAGUAUGAUGGCCGCCAGUAUCGCUCAGCCACCCGAGACACGUCGCUGGAACCCCGGGCUCGGUCACCGCCACCGCUUUCGCCAAGAAGAGAUCAGCCUCUUCCUGCUUCUCCCACGUACUCCAUCAAGAAGGCCACUUCCCCGCCGCCUUCUCCGCCGUACAGGGCUCCGGCUGCUCGUGUGAUCAGCUCGCCGCCUAAGACGGUAGAUGAAUACUCCAAGUAUAAACCUACUACUCAACCCAGGUCGCCGGAGGCCAAGCAGAAACCAGCGAUUCAGAAGACAGUCGAUAAGGUGACGAAGUCGGACCGUCAUCACGAAUCGAGCAAAACGGUGUCGUCCCACAAGGUGCAACAACCAAAUGCAAUAAACAUCAAGGGAGAUAAUGUUGGGGCAGUAAUGGAAAUUGUUGAGUCGUCAAAACGAGAAGGAGCUGGACAUGUUAUAAAGAAGAAAGAGACAGCAAGAGAAUUAUUAAACAAGGACAAUUUUGCCAAUGAUCAAUACAAUGAAGCUUCAAAAACACCUAAUUCAUCAAUGCCAAAAAGCACUUUUCUGAAUAGCAAUUUUCAGAGUGUUAACAAUUCCCUACUUUUCAAUGCAACUUUGGCUCACCGUGACCCCGGUUUACACCUCGCUUUCUCUCUAAACCCGACCGGCGACCGGUUGACUGUUGAUGACAAGAAACAACACCACACAAAAUACUAGAGAAAAAGAGAUCCAUGGAGAAUAAAACAUGAAGAUAUAUCGUUAUCUUUUAUGAGAAUAAAAUGAAUUAUAUAUUAUAGGCCGAUUUUAUGUAACAGAUGGAAAAAUGAGGCUUUCAGUUUUCUUAUGUGUGGUUGGCUUGGCCAUUAAUUUAUGUAUUUUGAAUAAUAUGAGCUUGGAUAUUCUAUUGAUUUCA
Benincasa hispida (wax gourd) is the source of this 1061-nucleotide messenger RNA. RefSeq lists its product as uncharacterized. Lineage: Eukaryota; Viridiplantae; Streptophyta; Magnoliopsida; Cucurbitales; Cucurbitaceae. The record is from RefSeq and is a predicted model, not a curated record.